AUGGGCGAUUUCAGCCUGGCUGGAAAUCGCCCCCAGCGCUCUCAUUGACUUUCAUGUAAAAGCUUUUUUUUUCAAACUGCAAGCCCUGCAAUGCAUUCUCUAUGGGUUCCGGGAGUGCUUGCACUAACGUGAUUCCAUCAUAUCAUACGUACACUUCAGUGAAUGUCACGUGGUGCUUUGCUGCCGCCGCAGUCACAUUCACGAUCGUCAUGGCGAAUAUUACAGCUCAGAGCAACUCCAUCAUUUCAUUUAGAGAAUUACCAUUUAGUCGUCGAAGCAAUCAGGAAAAAUUGGCUGUUAAACAAUUAGGACCAACCCGACCAAAUUUAAAUAUAAAACAAAUAUCAAAGAAAGGAGGCAAGUCGUACACCAGGGGAUUUUCGCGGUGCUGGUACGAGAGGAAAAACUGGCUAGCAGGAUAGGAGCUAGCCAACGGACUCUUCUGCUACCCCUGCGUCCUCAUUCACCCUGAUGGCUGCACCACGGAAACACCUUGGACUACAACAGGUUUCAAAGAUAUGCAUCAUCUGUCCGAAAAAAUAAAAAAGCAUGAAACAUCGAGGAUCCACAUUGACAGCUGCUUAAAACUGUCAGCGUUUGGGAGCGUCAACAUUACGGAGGAGGUGAAGUCAGCCAGCUUCGUUGCGAUACAAGCUGACGAAACAACGGACGUCUCGACUCAGACUCAGAUGGUCAUGGUAUUGCGAUACAUUGAUGGGAGCCAUGCUGUUCAAGAGCGUUUUUUUGAGUUUGUCCCCCUCUCGUCUUCAAUGGCUGACUCGAUUGCCACUGCUAUUAUGGAGAGACUGAACAGUCUAUUCACCGAGGAAGAGAGGGGUAAACUCAUCAGAGAAGGCUGGUGUGCAGCAAAAAGUGCGAGAGCAUUACAAAAAUGCACAUUAUUUACAUUGCUAUGCACACCAGCUGAAUUUGAUCAUGCAGCAAGCCACUUCUCAGGUCCCAGCAGUGAGGGUUUUUUUCUCUAUCUGAAUGGCAUUUCUAGCUUUUUUAGUCGGUCACCCAAACGCACCACCAUCCUCGACCAGGUUGUUGCACGGAGGCUGCCAAAAGCAUCGGCCACAAGAUGGAACUUCAACAGCAGGGUCGUGAACACAGUCUAUGAGAACCUAGAUGACCUCAUAGAGUGUUUUGAAGCCAUCAGCACAGACGGCUCAUUUGACUGCACCACAGUGAGGGAGGCAUCUGGCUACCUGAGGAUGCUGCAGGACGAUGACUUCAAGUUUUUCCUGCAUCUAUUUCAUCAAAUCAUGCCUCACGUUGACAUUAUGUACCAACAGCUGCAGAAGAAGGAAAUUGAUGCAGUCUUCAUCAAACGUGCUCUGCAGAGCUUCACAAGCAGUGUUCAAGCCAUACGGGACCAGAGCUCAUCUCCAGAGCAGCAGCAAGUAGCAGCAGGAACUACAGGAAAAAGGAGGGCCUUUGGAGAGCAAGACAAGCAGAGGCUGUCUAAGGAGGUCUGUGACACCAUCUUGGGCCAUGCAAACGAGAGGUUCUCUUUCACAAGCCACCUUGUGAGUGCAACGCUGCUACAAGGAGACCUGUUUGAGCAGUACUGCCAUGUGUUCCCUGAUGAGGCUCUGAACACCACUGCCAAGGCAUACCCCAUGCUGAAUAAGGCGAAGCUCAAGACUGAACUGUCCCUUAUCUACGAGAGUCCAGAUUUCAAGGGCUGCAGUGGUGCAUUGGCACUCUACCAGGUUCUACAGAGGAACAACCUCCACGAGACCCUAUCUGAGACUGUGGCUCUGUUGAACAUCCUCAUAACCACUCCCAUGACAACUGCUGAAGCUGAGAGGUGUUUCUCGACCUUAAAGAGAAUCAAGACAUUCCUGCGAAACUCAAUGGGACAGGAUCGUCUCAAUGCUCUGGCCAUGCUUUCCAUGGAGAGGGAACUAGUCAGGAACAUGCCUGAUUUUAAUGAGAGGGUCAUUGAUCACUUUGCUGCUUUGAAAGAGAGACGAGCAAAAUUUCAAUACAAGUGAGAAAUGUUGUUUUAAUGUUGUUGUGUUGUUGCACUACUCAAAUGUUGAAUUGGAAAUAGCUGUAUUAAUUGCAUAUCAUUAGCCAAUUUUUUUGUUUGCUUUGUAAUGUACAUGUUUCUUAUGGGUAAAUUCUUGUUAAAUAGCACCCAAUGUUUUGAUUAUCACCUUGGAUCAUUCUUGUUUUAGGAAUACUUUAAAUAUUGCAAUGAGUAGGCUAUGCCACUAGUUUUUAUAUAUGCUGUCAUCAAGUUGUGUGAUGAGAACUGUAAAUAUUAUAAUUACUAGGCUAUGCUUACAUCCAUUUUUUUGUUAAAUCAGAACACAACUGCUGCACUUAAAAUAAAUGUUAUCAGAUGGAGAAA
This is a messenger RNA of Platichthys flesus (European flounder), 2365 nucleotides long. RefSeq lists its product as uncharacterized. The transcript is spliced from 3 exons. The record is from RefSeq and is a predicted model, not a curated record. Gene Ontology annotation, molecular function: protein dimerization activity. Lineage: Eukaryota; Metazoa; Chordata; Actinopteri; Pleuronectiformes; Pleuronectidae. Bases 519 to 2003 code for a protein of 494 amino acids.